UGAUUAGUCAGAGCGGUGUUGGUGAGGAAUCUAAUCGAUAAACUUUUCCGAGACAAACAGCCAGUGUGUUUACUACGCCGUUCUGCUGCUUCAUCGCCAGCAAUUCACAACAUUCAACAUGCAAACGACACCAACGCACUAGUUUGCAAGGAAAAGAUGGAGGACGUGGCCUCCACUCCGGUCCUCGCUGGUCCAUCCCAAGCCGGCUUCCCCCUUCCGGCCACCUCGGAGCGCCGCAGCAGGAAGUCUGGCACCGCUAACAUUUUUCAGGGGGUUAACCUGAAGCAGCUCAGGCGGCUGUUCCAUGCAGCGGGGGACCCCGAGGCGGACCAGAGAGCCCGGAUGGUCUGGGGGAGCCGGAGAGCGGGGAGUGGCGAGGAUGGAGUGGACGGGGAGGAAGAAGAGGGGGGUGGAGGGAUGACGGAGGUGGAGACGGGGCUGGCACAGGCGCUGGUGGGACUAAGGGUCCGAGCGCGGAACAGAAACGGAAUCAGGGAGUCUCACAAGGACACUACAGGAACAAGAUGGGUCCGAGCGUUCGGUCAUCUCAGAAUCAACGAGGGCUCGCUAGGAAAACCAUCUGAUGUCACAACUGGAGAUGACAGUGAUGAAAAGGAAGACGACUCAUCAUCUCUGGGAGCAUGUGGAGGGCAGAGCACUUCCGAGGGUGGAUCAUGUGACCAAGGUGACUUCCUGUCCCCAGGGGAAGAGACCCAGGGGCCGACCGGUGGUCCCAGAUGGAGUUGGAAUGCAGUUCAAGAGAAGGACCCGGAACGCUACCUGCACCGAAUCCGACACUGAAACCGCUGACGGGAGCUGGGAUUAUCACCGACUACAUGCAUGGAAUCAGAUUACUCGCUCGCUGUUUUUACAGAUUUACUUGAAACUACAACCGCAAUGAAACGCUAGUCUUAAUCAUGCCAUGAACACUACAGCCCGCAGGGCUGAGAACAGACUUGAAGAGUAAUUUCACCGGCCGUGAGUUGUUGUGAAGUGUCAUAUUUAACUCUACAGGUUUGUGCCAUUCUCACACCCUUUGACCUCCAGCGCAGUCCCACAACGCACAAUAAUGAAACGCUAUUGAAGAGUUCAUCCAGAAAUGUAAGAAAGGAUUUACUUAUCAUUUUUCAAACCUGUAUGAUGUACUUUUGUGUAACACAAGACGUUUUGUAAAGCAUAAACAAUGGAAGUGAAUGGGCACUGGGGCUGUUAUGUUGCACCAGAGACUCAAAACACUAUUAGUUGUAGCACGUCCCAUACGAAACACAACAUGCUAAGUUCGAGAUGUAAGAUUUUUAGCUUGACCCACUGAAGUCAUGAUACUUCAAUGAUCCAGAUGUUUUUUUGUAAAUGGAGCAAGAUAGCCCCAGUCGCUAUUGGUAACUUUUCUCAUUUAUAAGGUGAACUACUCCUUUAAACGAAAAAUAAUGACUCGAUUCCUAUCAAAACUUCCAGAGCCCCUGCCUCCCGUUUUCUGUUGACAUGAAUGUAUGGGGCCAGAGGGUUGGGUUUGAUUAUUUAAUGAUACGUGCUUGUAUUUUUCUGCCUUCCAGGUAUGUAUAAUUAGUAGAUUUGUAGUGCAGUUCUCUGUUAAUCAUUCUAGUGUUGUUUUAUAUGCAGGUAGUUUGUGGUCAUUUGUAAAUUAUGCAUUAGAACUGCAACAUCACCAGUAGGUAGGUUGUAUAGCAGUAUGCAGAACUCUAAUCAUUAUUACCGAGUAUUUUACGUCUUCAGAAGCAAUACAGACUCAAACAUGUAGCUGACAUUUCUUAAACCGUCUGAGUUCAAAAGUGCAAACACUACAUGUGAAUGUCAUUUUUCUCAUCGGCAAAAGCUGU
Triplophysa rosa is the source of this 1838-nucleotide messenger RNA. RefSeq names its product arginine vasopressin induced 1 (gene avpi1). The record is from RefSeq and is a predicted model, not a curated record. The coding region runs from base 157 to 801 and encodes 214 amino acids. The transcript is spliced from 3 exons. NCBI's taxonomy places the organism in Eukaryota, Metazoa, Chordata, Actinopteri, Cypriniformes, Nemacheilidae.